AGAUCUUCGCCGAACACAGCUAUUCCAGCCCCGCGUUCGAACUGACUCUAUUUUUUUUCUGGCUUGGCUAGUGGACGUUGAUAAUUCAUAUACGGACUACCCGCUUUUGUCUUGAGCCUAGUCAUACCUCAUCUCUUCACUCAACGACGCCCUAUCUAACAUUAACAUCAAACAAACCAUCAACUUUACUACACAACAUGGCCGGUCCUGGAGGUGGUCCUUCUCGUCGCAGUCAUACUAAGUCAAGGAAAGGCUGUCGUACGUGCAAGAAGAGGCAUAUCCGCUGUGAUGAAGCAUUCCCACAAUGUCGAAAUUGUACCAAACAUCAGGUCAGGUGUGAUUACAUGGAUAGUCCCAGUGUAUCAUCACCAGGCGGUUUCGAUGGUACAGCCAGCGCCAAUCUGCUCUGGACUAAAGAGAUAGAACAAACCGUGGAUAUCUGGCUGCGAAAUGGGGAGUUCCCAUUCCCGGAGCUCAGAGUGUAUCCACAGCCCCAGUGGCAUUCAUACUCAAAGACGGAGCUUCGUCUUAUACAUCACUUGUGCUCGAUAACCAAUGAGAUGUUACGAAAUCGGUCAACAAAGUUGACAGUAUGGACCGAUUGUCUCCCACAAGUGAUUUCCCUGGGCGCCUCGCAUGCGCAUGUCAUGCACGCGAUGCUAGCAUUCUCGGCGUCCCAUCUAGCCUGGAUAUCUCAAUCAUCGGAAACGCGGCAUCUGGCUGGCUACUACGCUAGUCUUGCACUACGAGAUGUCCAGCAAGAGGUUGGCAACGUCAAUCGAUCGAAUGCGGAUGCUUUAUUAGCCUCAUCCAUGUUGUUGCAAUGGGUAGCAACAGACUGGCGUGGGUGGUCUACCCUUGUGGCAAAUUCAAGUCACAUUAUGAAUGCAAUGCAAGCAUGGAAGAAUGAAUCCAUAUUCGCGGAUUACCUAAACGAUGCAAGCUCGAGAUAUUCACAACAAUACAUGAAUCCAAACGGAACCGUCGUAACCCCUGACACUCACCGUGACCACCUCAACACCCUACAACAUAUCCACAGCUGCCUUCGAUACCUUCUUGCAUAUCUCAAUCACUACGACCAGGAACGAAAAUGGGUCGAGCAACUUCUUGGAUUCAUUGAGCGUCUACAAAAUUCUACACCUGCUCAAGCACUUGACGAACAGUUCAGCCAACUUUACGCCCUCCGGAAGUGGCUGUUCUGGGUUCCCAUCUCACUGCUCGCUGUUCGCCGCAAUGACGCCAUGGUUCUCACUGUCAUUGCCUACUUCUACGCCACAGCGCUGGCUCUCGAGCCCAUGUUUCCAGACGUAGGACAUGCCUUCUGCGCAUCUUUCGCUCUACAACCACUCGAAGCAAUCCUCGCAACUAUCGCAACCUACCAGGUCGAAAACGCUUACGACGCUGCUGUGUCCGCAGCAGUAACAUGCAUUGGCUUUCCCAGAGAAACUGCAGCAAGCUAUAGAGCCCGGCGCCAGCGUGAUAAUCUUGGUGCACUGCAUACUUCACCCUCAUACUACGAUCCCAGCGCCGCACAGCUCAAUCUUGCAGGGCCAUUCGAUCUCGUAGGCUCUGGACCCUCCUUGUCCCCUGCUGCACCAUCGCCCCUAAGCUACUACGGCCAGUCCAAUCCCUACGACUCGCGACCAACGAGCAUCGACUACAGUGGCAUGUCCAUCAGCAGCAACAGCAUCACCAACAGCGCCGGUUACAUCUCGCCACAUCUCCCGCCUACUGCGCCCGCGCUCUCAUAUCCGGUAUCGCAGGAAGAGGUGGCAGCAGUAGCAGCAGCAGCAGCGUACACGCCCUACCCCGGCGUACAGCUUGCUUACAGCGGGUUCGUGUCCACUCCCGCCGUCUGGACGUAAGCAGAGAAUAGACGCUGAACGAUGUUUUUGUGUUGCAGGCACCGCCUCUCGCCCGCGCGCCAUGCUGCUACUGCUGCUGCUGCUACUACUCCUGCUACUCCUGCUAUUACCAUGCAGCUGCCGUCGAUAAUGGACCAGAUGC
Molecule: messenger RNA, 2007 nt
Organism: Pseudovirgaria hyperparasitica
Lineage: Eukaryota; Fungi; Ascomycota; Dothideomycetes; Acrospermales; Acrospermaceae
Exons: 4
Coding region: 198-1865 (555 amino acids)
Biological process (GO): regulation of transcription by RNA polymerase II
Molecular function (GO): DNA-binding transcription factor activity, RNA polymerase II-specific; zinc ion binding
Source: RefSeq, a predicted model, not a curated record